This is a messenger RNA of Penicillium odoratum, 636 nucleotides long. RefSeq lists its product as uncharacterized. NCBI's taxonomy places the organism in Eukaryota, Fungi, Ascomycota, Eurotiomycetes, Eurotiales, Aspergillaceae. The record is from RefSeq and is a predicted model, not a curated record. Bases 1 to 636 code for a protein of 211 amino acids. The transcript is spliced from 2 exons.
AUGUUACACGCCCUGAUUUGCCCGUUUUAUUACCAAGUCGCCGUUUCCUCCCCAGCCAUGAAUACAGACCAAAGGCUCAAGUGGCAGGAGGACAUGAAGUCGCGACAGGGUGGUGAAAAACAGCAUUACUUUGACGAAGUCAAUAAGAUGGCCUCUAUACAUCGCGACCUGUCCGCCGCUAUCGGCACCAAUUUGUUGCAGAAUAUCAUCGAUACACUCGCCGCGUUGGUUCCUGAGUGGGACGUUGGCGUUGCUGUCGAGUCCUCGUGCGGCAAUCGCCAGUAUUACAAGGAGAACUGGAUUCUGUCCCAAAUCACCUGCCAGGCCGUUGUUAAUCUCUAUCUUACCCCCGUGACUGGGGGAUCUACCACAAUCCAUGAUGUGCAAUGGACCGAGGACGCACUGCGUUAUCGCGACCUAAAGAGCUAUGGAUAUGCCCGAGCUCUCGUGGAGAACCACACCCACUGCACCUUUGAUGUUGAAGUCGGCCAAUUGUGCAUCUUCAACUCGCGGAACAUGCACGAGGUCGCCCCUAUCGAAAAUCCUGAAGCGCCUCGUAUUGCUCUAGCAAGCUUCAUGGGGCUCCUCCCUCGUGAGGUGACCGGGGGUAGGCCACGAUUGAUGUUCUGGUUGUAG